Fomitiporia mediterranea MF3/22 is the source of this 2610-nucleotide messenger RNA. RefSeq names its product nucleoporin-interacting protein NIC96. The record is from RefSeq and is a predicted model, not a curated record. NCBI's taxonomy places the organism in Eukaryota, Fungi, Basidiomycota, Agaricomycetes, Hymenochaetales, Hymenochaetaceae. Gene Ontology annotation, cellular component: nuclear pore. Gene Ontology annotation, biological process: protein import into nucleus; poly(A)+ mRNA export from nucleus. The coding region runs from base 1 to 2610 and encodes 869 amino acids. Gene Ontology annotation, molecular function: structural constituent of nuclear pore. The transcript is spliced from 10 exons.
AUGGCUGAUCUGUCUGCAUUGCUGGAGGCCUCAAAGGCUCUCGCGUCUAACCUGGCACGACCAGACCUACCUGCAGUGAAUCUCUCUCUUGACCAAAUAGAGGCACAGUCAAGACGACUCGUUUCACGACAGCCUGGCACUUCGACGGACAACGACAGGGCAAAUUACAUACUCGCACAGGCGCAUGUCGACGCGCCAGCUUUGGCGAAUUCUAUCGCGCAUCUCAACACUUCGACCACGUUCUCUCCGUUGCAGCCACUUCACGACACGGACGUCUCGGGUUUCCUUCGUCAUGCGCACGAGCAGAACCUCAUUUCUACGAUCGAAGAGGGUCGGCGUGAAACUCAGGAGGAUUUCUACCGUGUGCUUGAAGAUCGUAGCAGACGGGAUUGGGAGGCGCGUAAAAAACGAAUUUUUGAAGAGCUUGGAGGGCGUGCCAGUGGUGUCGAGGGAAAGGCGAAUGGUGAACUCAGGAAAUCACUGCGGGCGAGCACAUCUCUCGCGCACUCGACUGCCGGACCUCUGUCGAAUAAUCUGCAGAUGCAAAGCAAGAUGCUUGCGUACGAUCAUGCCAUUACCGAACUCAACAAAGCAAGAUUGCGAGGAACGUCCUUCCCCAUCGUACACACGCUUUUCCAAAUCGCUCGUGACAUCUCUACCGACGUGAGUACAAUGGUGCUGUCACAAAUCCCGCAGCUCUUCCAUACUCUCACUAAAAUUACUGCGGAACCUCCAGCCCUACCACCACUGGAGCAUUCAGGUGCGCAUAUCCUGAACGCACCGCGAUUCGAACGGAAGUACGCCCGCGUGUACCUUGGUGAUCCUGAGGCGCGUGAAGCUGUCCAGCUCCGCAUGCAAAUUGCUCAAGGUGCAAAAGAAGCACUUGAGGAGCAGUACUGGGACGUGCUCGAACGAACUGUUCAAGCACGCCCGGCAGAUGCGCGCCUUGGCGGUGAUCCCAGCGUCGCGAACCAUGUUCGAGCUUUUCUACUGCUCAGAUAUUAUCGAGGCGGUGAAUGGGAGGAACGGAUUGAGCUCGUAGGAAGUCAGCCAUUAUGGGCAAAAUUAUUCUACUUGGUCCGAACUGGUCACCUCAAGGAUGCGAGGGAUGAGGCAAAAGGACACCAGAAAGCACUCGAUAGUCGCGAACCGGGCUUCUUUAACUAUUUCAGACUAUGGAUCGAUACGCCGAACGGAAGACUUCCGAAGACUGCUCGUGACCAUCUGCAGUCAACAUACAAUACGCAUAUGUUGAACUCAGCUACGGCUGAUCCAUUCAAGCUUGCACUCUUCCGACUCAUGGGUAAACUUGACCCGGCGCGACGGAGCAUUCCGUUGGUCACUGCGACAGCGGAGGACUGGCUUUGGUUCCAGCUCGCUAUGAUUGACGAGGAAGAAGCGGGAGGCUUGCGAGCGCUUGCCGAAGUCCUCAUGAGCUAUGGCGAACGUCACUUUGAAGGCACACCAAACCAGCGUCGUCUUGGAAUGUGGGCAAAUGUCCUUUUGAUGUGCGGGCAAUUUGAGAGGGCCGUAGCUGCACUGGAUGAAAAUCCAGAUACGAAGGUUGAGGCCGUUCAUCUGGCUAUCGCUCUUGCGUAUCAUGGUCUUCUCCGUGUCCCUUCAAGGAGCGAGGCUUCGGACUACGACAUACUCUGGCUCUCUCCUUCUUCGACACCGUCCCUCAAUCUCCCUGCUCUCAUUCAUAAAUAUGUCCGGCCGUUCACUAAGCACGAUUCGCAGCAUGCGCUGCAGUAUGUUGCGUGCAUUUGCCUAUCCGCAGAUCAGGGCGAUGGCGUGGGGAAGGAACAAAUCGAAUACGCCUGGUCGGAGGUCCGCAAGGUGGUCGUUCUUGCUGAGGGAGCAGGCUGGGAUGACCUGGUUGGAGGGUUGCGACAGGAUGGAACACGCUUCGCCGGAACAAUUGAGCAAAUGUCUCAACUCCUAUUGCUUAAUGACAGCGACGACUACAAUGACAAAAUUGUACGUGCAGCAGCGUCACUAUGCGAACGCGAGCGGCGCACGCUCGAAGCGAUCAAGUUGUACAACAUUGCUGGUGCACACGACACAGUCAUCGCAUGUCUCGCUCACGCGCUUGGAGACAUCGUAUCCCAACCGGACGGCGGCGGAGAAGAAGGUCGUAGGAUUGAAGCGACCGCACGGGAGAUAUACUACCACUAUGCACGUCUUAACCGUGCUGCAGGACGAGCGCGUGACGCUGUCGGUGCCCUCUUACGUUUGCGUGAGGCUAUAGCGGCGAAAGAAGCUGGACGAUUCGAGGCCGCACUAGAAGCGAUCGAGGCGACUGAUCUCGUGCCGUUUGAAGGUGACCCGGCGCGUCUGAACCGUCGUGCGGCUGAGUUUGAGGCGACCUAUGACGAUGCUGUCAAGCGGAACUUACCAACAUACUUACCACUUACGAUGGAAAUCCUAUCUGAACUACAUAAGAAGUAUAAGAAUAGUGCGAUGUCGGAGGCUAGCAAAAAGAUGGCUCUCGACAAUUUGAGAGUGAAGUCGCGUGCACUCGUCAUGUUCGCUGGUAUGCUACGCUUCAGGAUGUUACCAGACGUAUACUCUUAUCUAGCUCGCUUGGAUGUCGAGAUUGCUCUUUAG